AUGCUCCGCCGGCGCCCCAGCAAGUCAGUGAUUUGGUCCCCUGAGAAAGAGAAGAUUCUAUGGGAUGAACUGUCCCGCCCACGAACCAACCUGAACGCUGUUAAUUGGACGGGGCUGUCGGCCCAAUUGGACGUACCAGUACCAUAUCUCGUUUAUCGAGCGCAAGUUAAAUACGAACAAGACCUCAAAGGACUCCAAGGCAUCCGACAAGCACAACCUGCAACCUCUCCAGCAGACGACCGUCCCUUGGGUCUCUCUACGCAAAGAGCCCGUAAUGUACUUUCAUCCCCGACUACUGCUACACCUUCCCCCCUUGUUCGUCGGAUGAGCUCAUCAGGGGCCAUUGGUUCACGAUGGAGUCGAGGCUCCAAUGCUUCGACUCAUACCAUCAUUCAACCUCCGCCUGCGCGGAUGGCGCGACUCAAUCCUGUCUUGACGCCACUCAGAACGGCUACGGGGUCUAAGCCUUCUACGCCCAGCUCUGGUCGCUCUACCCCUUCACCAACCGACUCAGAGGAAGAAAAACGCGACGCACAAAAAGACGAGGCGGACCAACUGGCGGAAAAGUUGAAGGAGCUACAGAAGAAAAUGGGGAGCGGGUAUUUUGGAUUCGCGAGGCCCAACAAGUCACAUGCACCUUCGAUUACGACCUCCCAAAUCCGACCCGAGUCGCAGUUGGCAUCUCAGAUUCGGUCACAGUCGGGCUCGCAAGUUCGAACGCACGCUACUCGUUCGCAGACGGCCACCAUGUCCGCGUCCCAAAUGCAAAGAUCCUUGACGACCCCGACCGGAACUGCGAUGAUGGCCGAUGGCGGCACGACCACGUCGGCUUCCGCAUCCAUGUCCCAGCGCGGGUCUAUCCCGGAUAUUCCUUCCCCUGCAUCAGACUCUCGGGCCCGCCUGCCCUUGCGCGUGACAAAGCGAGCGACAUCUGUCGGAACCCAUCGCUCACCAAGUGUUGUAUCGGAGGCGCAAGAAAGGGGCCCGGUAGGUCGGACGCGCGCACAUGAUGCGGGGAGCGGCCAGGUAUCCAGUGCUUCGAGCUUUAGUGAUAUAAGUGAUAUGAGCUCUUCUGCACUUGAAGAUGCGAUGAUGAGCAACAAUUUCGCCAGUCGCAUGUCGAUGUUUUCUCGCGCUCAUCAUUCACGCGGAGCGAGGCAUGGGCGAUUUACUUAG
Molecule: messenger RNA, 1176 nt
Organism: Rhizoctonia solani
Lineage: Eukaryota; Fungi; Basidiomycota; Agaricomycetes; Cantharellales; Ceratobasidiaceae
Exons: 5
Coding region: 1-1176 (391 amino acids)
Biological process (GO): autophagosome assembly
Cellular component (GO): phagophore assembly site
Source: RefSeq, a predicted model, not a curated record